Molecule: messenger RNA, 1158 nt
Organism: Ogataea haglerorum
Lineage: Eukaryota; Fungi; Ascomycota; Pichiomycetes; Pichiales; Pichiaceae
Exons: 1
Coding region: 1-1158 (385 amino acids)
Biological process (GO): proteolysis
Molecular function (GO): protein binding; aspartic-type endopeptidase activity
Source: RefSeq, a predicted model, not a curated record
AUGAAUUUGACCAUUGCUGUUGAGGAUACAGACCAAAUUAUCUCCGCAGAUCUGCCCGAAGAGCUUGAAUUUGUGGACUUCAAGGCUUACUUGAAAUCCGAGUCGAAUAUCGAUGAGAACCAGCAGGUGCUUGUCUUUGACGGCAAACAGUUAGAUCUCUCUAAAAACGGUACUCUCAAAGACCUUGGACUCAAGGAUGACGAUUUACUGAUCCUCAAAAAAUCAGGCCCACCGCAACAGCCUCAACUUGGCUUUAUGGAUGCACAACUUGAAACCAUUCGCCAACAGUACCUCUCCAGCCCGCAGAUCCAAAGUCAAUUAGAUCCAGAGACCAGGGCCGCUCUGCACAACCCUGCAAGGUUUAGAGAGCUUGCAUUGAAGAUGGUGGAAAACCAGCGACAGUUGCAAGCAGAUCACCAAAAAGAGCUGGCUCAGUUGUACAGCAAUCCAGAUGAUCCUGAAAAUCAGAAAAAAAUCAUGGAGCUGAUCAACCAGGAAGCCAUCGAGGAGAAUCUGCGGACAGCCAUGGAGAUCUCUCCAGAGUCGUUUACCAGCGUUCAUAUGCUGUAUAUCAAUUGCGAGGUGAACGGGACCCCUGUCAAAGCGUUUGUUGACUCCGGUGCACAAACGACGAUCAUCUCUCCUUCACUGGCGGAAAAGACCGGACUGACGAGACUGAUCGACAAGCGUUUUAUUGGUGAGGCCCGGGGAGUCGGAUCCACGAAGAUUUUGGGAAGAGUCCAUUCUGCUCCAUUGAAAAUCGAAAACGGAUAUUUCCCGUGCACAUUCACAGUCAUUGACACACAUGUGGAAAUGCUUUUGGGAUUGGACAUGCUAAGAAGAUACCAAGCCAUCAUCGACCUAAAACGCAACCAGCUGGUGAUCGACGAUGUGUCCACCUCAUUUUUGCCCGAACACGAGUGUCCAAGCAUGGUCGAGCAAAGUGCUCCCUCGUCACAGCUAGGAGGUAACAUCUUCAACCUGUCAGAUGCCCAAAAAGCUACCAAGAGACCAAAAGUAGCUGCUCCCAAGUCAACUGCUGACCCGGCUAAAGUAGACCAGCUUGUGGCGAUGGGAUUCGACCGGAAGCAAGCGGAGCUCGCUUUACAACAGACUAACAACAAUGUUGAGAUGGCGGCAGGAAUGCUAUUUGAUUAG